AUGGCACCCCAACCCUGGGAUGACAAUGGCUGUAACAAAGGCACCCAAGGAGGCAGCUACCUCCUUGAAAAAUGUCUGGGUAACAAAGCACCUGCUGUUUUACAAAAACAUUGGUCAACUUUUAUCACUGAAAAUGACUUUGCUGAGAUGUCCAAACAUGGUGUCAAUGUUGUACGCAUACCUAUUGGUUGGUGGCAGAUCUACGACCCGCAAGGUGGUGCGAGUAAAGCCAAACUAAACUACCACAUCGCACCCACUGAUUAUCACGUGGGUGGUCUGGCUUACAUUGAUAAGGCUUUUGAAUGGGGUCAAAAGUACGGUAUCGGUAUCUUACUGGGAAUGCACGCCGCACCUGGAUCUCAAAAUGGCAAUGACCAUUCAUCGCCCGCUGAACAUCCUGGUCAAGCCUUAUUUGGUUUCUGUCUGCUCAAUGAGCCAGCACAUAUUGACAUCGGUAAGUUGCAAGAUUACUAUAAGCGAGCCUACGCUGCCGUACGUAAACACUCGGCCGACUCACACAUAGUGCUAAACCCGUUGAUCACCCCUUUCGAGUCGGGCACUGAGUCUCAUUGGACAGGCUUUAUGAACCCGGGCCAGGGUUUCACCAAGGUGGCCAUGGACCUGCACUACUAUUCAUGCUUUGGUGGAGGUGCCGAUCAGACUAACCCCGAU
Oppiella nova is the source of this 672-nucleotide messenger RNA. The record is from the annotation of a GenBank genome assembly. NCBI's taxonomy places the organism in Eukaryota, Metazoa, Arthropoda, Arachnida, Sarcoptiformes, Oppiidae.